AUGGAGAUGCGAAUCGAUGGAGAGAAGCGAAUGGCAGCAAGCAAGAAGGAAGUGAGCAGGGAUGGCGGCGGUCGGCGGACGGACGCGUGCGCUGCGCCUUUGAGCGUCGACGCCGAACUCGAAUCGAGCAGGGAUGGCGGGGGUCGGCGGAGAGGAUUUUCUGGUCUCUGGGAUUUGUUGGACGAGAAGCCGAGAAGGGACUGUGGCGGAGAGGUUUCUAGACAAUGA
Linum trigynum is the source of this 228-nucleotide messenger RNA. Lineage: Eukaryota; Viridiplantae; Streptophyta; Magnoliopsida; Malpighiales; Linaceae. The record is from the annotation of a GenBank genome assembly.